GACUAAGCAAAAAAAAAAAAAAAAAAAAACAAGCUGGAGCGUCAAAACAUAAACAGAGCAGAAGACAUCCUUGUGUGAACGCAGCUAGCUCGUAUUGUUGUCUUACUUUUUUUAAAGCAAGAACCAUAGCUUAAUGCAGUCACUCCUAAUGUCGUGUAUUUCCUGUCACAGAACUCCCAGUCGAGGCACUUAGCUCGUUUGCCAAGUAGCGAGGGAGAGAAAAGAAAUCUGCAAUAAAGAUUAGGACUAAACUAAGAAGUGCGCCUCGUCGGGCCUUCGAAUAGAGUUUCUACCUCAGGACGACGAAGGACAUAAAGGAGACAGAAUGGCUGAAACUGACGGAAACUCCCCCGUGCUUAAUGGUGGUUCAGAUAAAAAGCAGCCCGGAGAAGAUCAACACAAAGAGGGGGACGCCUCUGGGAGUAAAGACGGUCAGACACAGUCUUCCACUGAAGAUGCUCCCAAAGAAACAGCAGAGGCAUCUGGAGACAAAUCCAUGCCAAAGGCAGAAGGAGAGAUAGGUGCAAACAGAGAAGGAGAGGAUCAAGAAGAUACAGACAGCAUGGACGGCAGCGGACUGUUUUCUUUAACUGAGGAUGCAGAGAGGGAGAGUGAGGGUGGGAGACGAGAGAGGGCCACAGAGAAGGAUCGAAGCAAAAGGGCAGCCAGAAAGAGAAUCAGACCUGGAGGUGGCACCAAUCACUCCUCAAGCUCAGAUGAUGACGACGAUGAUGAUGAUGAGCAAAAGGAGGAGGAUGAUGACGACGACGAUGAUGAUGACGACGAUGACGAGGCUAUGGAAUCCUGGCUGGGAGCAGAGCUCCAUGACCUCCCCGGCCCUACAUGGCAGGCCGUGCCCUCUCUUCGCUCUAGAGAGAUCGGCAAGGACACGCACCAGUUUGUCCGGCACGUGUGUGGAGCCCGCGGGCUCGUGCAGAGGUUGGAGCUACAGGGACGCUUGGAGAGGCACACUGGCUGCGUCAACACGUUGCACUUCAAUCCCUCUGGUACGCGUCUGGCAUCAGGCAGUGAUGACCUGCGAGUGGUGAUCUGGGACUGGACCAUUCGCCGAGCAGAGUUGGAAUUUGACAGCGGACAUAAGAGUAACGUCUUUCAGGCAAAGUUCCUGCCUCACAGCGGAGACUCCACCUUGGCCAUGUGCGCUCGUGACGGUCAGAUCAGAGUCGCCGAGCUCUCCGCCACGCAGCGUUGCAAGAACACAAAGCGGGUAGCACAGCAUAAAGGAGCCGCACACAAGCUGGCACUAGAGCCAGACUCGCCUUGUUCAUUUCUGUCAGCUGGAGAGGACGCUGUGGUGUUUGGUAUUGACCUGCGUCUAGAUCGUCCUGCCAAUAAGCUGGUGGUUGUAAAGGAGGGCGAUAAAAAAGUGGGACUGUAUACCAUCUUUGUCAACCCAGCAAAGACACACCAGUUCGCAGUUGGUGGGAGAGAUCAAUAUGUAAGAAUCUAUGACCAGAGGAAGAUUAAUGAAAAUGAAAACAAUGGCGUACUGAAGAAGUUUUGUCCUUCACACCUGGUAUCCAGCGAGUCUAAAACCAACAUAACCUGUCUAGUGUACAGCCACGAUGGCACAGAACUCCUGGCAAGUUACAAUGAUGAAGACAUCUACCUGUUUGACUCAAACCACAGUGACGGGGCAGACUAUCGCAGGAGGUAUAAGGGACAUCGCAAUAAUGCCACAGUGAAGGGCGUGAACUUCUACGGGCCCUGCAGCGAGUUUGUGGUCAGCGGCAGCGACUGUGGUCAUAUUUACCUGUGGGACAAAGAUUCUGCCCGUAUCGUCCAGUUUAUGGAGGGAGACAGAGGAGGAGUGGUGAAUUGUCUGGAGCCGCAUCCCCACCUGCCAGGAAUGGCCACCAGUGGGUUGGACCAUGAUAUCAAACUGUGGGCGCCCACAGCUGAAAACCCCACCGGACUCAAGGGCCUGAAAGAGGUGAUGAAGAAAAACAAGCGGGAGCGUGAUGAAGACAGUGUGCGUCAUGGCGACCAGUACGACACUCAGCUGCUGUGGUUCCUGAUGAGACACAUGAGAAACAGACGACCUCCAAGGGCUCGCCGUGAGGGAGCAGACGCCGACACCGACGAGUCCUGGAGCUCUCCGGAUUCCUCAGAUGAAGAAGACGGACCCGACCACGCCCAGUGCAUGUCGUCUUGAGUCACAUACGAACAGACAUACACGCACAUACACAUACAGAUAUUUACGCAAUUUAUUGCCCUUGAAUUAAUGCACAGAAGCAAGCACUAUUGAUACACUGGCACCACCCACAGAUGCAUACAAACACAAGCGAGCAGAAACAUUUACAUUUACGCCUGGUUUUCCCGGCAGUGACAAAAGUGUGCAAACGCUGACAGUAGACUGCAACACUUCCAGAAUCCCGUUUUUAAAACAAUUUCUUUUUUGGGUGAGAAUUUUGUGCAGUUUUGGUGAGCUCUUUCAGCCAUACGAACCACUCUUGAGGACCCCUGUUUGUUUGAGUUUUCUUGACUCAGAAAGACAUGUGGCAAGAAGUACAGCAUACCUUUGGCAGGCGAUCUGCAGUGAGCUUUACAUCACCAGCAGACCCAUUCCCUCAAUCUGGGUUCCACAACUCCUGCUCUCGAAGAAGAGUUGAGCAGAAAGGAAGUGUGUGGGAAUAUAUCCUGAAACCAUCCCCUAAAUCUGACUUGCUUUAAGAUUUAAACUGUAUAGGGGUAAGCUGUGUUUUACCUCAGUCUUAUAACUGCUUUUUCUUGUUAUUAUGAAGCAGCUCCAGAUGGGAGUUUUCAUUUUUCACGUAUUAAUCUUCAUGCUCUCCUUUUCUUCUCGUCACCACUGGUUGCACUUUGAAUCAGGGAUGAUUUAGUGUGAGACACAAGACGAAAUGUGUAGUGUGUGUGUGUGUGUGUGUGUGUGUGAUCGUAGGGGGAGGAGCUACCGUCUGUACUUGUCGUAGGAAACGCAGCAGCGGGGUCUAGUUAAUAAUUUUUUUUUUUGUCCCUUUCAA
Girardinichthys multiradiatus is the source of this 3005-nucleotide messenger RNA. RefSeq names its product DDB1 and CUL4 associated factor 8 (gene dcaf8). Bases 326 to 2176 code for a protein of 616 amino acids. Gene Ontology annotation, cellular component: Cul4-RING E3 ubiquitin ligase complex; cytoplasm. The record is from RefSeq and is a predicted model, not a curated record. The transcript is spliced from 13 exons. NCBI's taxonomy places the organism in Eukaryota, Metazoa, Chordata, Actinopteri, Cyprinodontiformes, Goodeidae. Gene Ontology annotation, molecular function: protein binding.